GCCACCGAACGGGCAAGACAUUCCCGGUAGAUCCAAGACGAGUAGUUCGACCCGUUAACCAAACCCAGGCGUAAACAUACAAAUCCAAUAAAUCCCCAACAGGACCCCAUCGGAGACAAUUCGAGAAGACGGCAAAUUGUUUCUUCAAAAGCUAGGAGAGUUGAGAUAUCAUCCGUACAAAACUGUACAUAUUGGGAAAGAGGAAGAACACAAAAUUAGAAAUAUAACUGAAGGUGAGCUCAGUUCAGGUCGUCGGGGUUCACUGCGGAGAUGAACGGCGGCCCAUCUGGUUUCAACAAUGCGCCGGUGACGCGAGCGUUGGUGAUAGCCUGUGCUCUCUUUACACUUGUCUUUGGGAUUAAAGGGCGUACCGACAAGCUCGGUUGGUCUUAUCAGGAUAUGUUCAAGAAAUUUCAACUAUGGAAGCUAGUUGUAUCACUGUUUUCCUUUUCAUCUACCCCAGAAUUAAUAUUUGGAGCAUACCUUCUGUAUUAUUUCCGUGUCUUUGAAAGGCAAAUUGGUUCGAAUAAGUAUUCUGUAUUCAUUUUGUUCUCUGUCAUAGUUACUUUUGUGCUAGAGGUUGUUGGAUUAAAACUUCUCAAGGAUCCAUCCAUAAAUGUACUCGCAUCCGGGCCCUACGGUUUAAUAUUUUCAUCAUUUGUACCCUUUUAUCUUGACAUACCAGUCUCAACACGUUUUCGUGGCUUUGUCCUUCACUUCUCUGAUAAGGCGUUUAUUUAUUUAGCGGGUGUUCAGCUUCUCUUUUCAUCGUGGAAAAGAUCAAUUCUACCUGGGCUCUGUGGAAUUCUUGCUGGUUGUUUAUAUCGUAUGAAUUUUUUUCGUAUUCGAGGGGUAAAGUUUCCAGAUUUUAUUGCUUCCUUCUUCUCUCGACUUUCCAUGCCAUCCAUUGGGGGCACAACAUCUACAACACCAAGGAAUGCUACGGGAACCACACCACCCUUUUUAGGUCGCCAAGUUCAGGGAAACUAUGCUUCUGCUCCGCCUUUGUCUGCUGCAGUCGAGCCGCCAGAGGAGUCCAUAACAAUGCUGGUAUCAAUGGGCUUUGACAGAAACUCAGCAAGACAGGCACUCAUCCGUGCUAGGAACGAUGUUAAUGCAGCUACUAACAUCCUUCUAGAAUCACAUUGACCAUAUUAGGGCUGUUGCUGAUAUUCUUUGGCUGCAGAGAAUUUAACUUUCCUUUAAGAAAGGAGAAACAAAAUAGGUGGUUAUGGAACUCUUUAACCCCAUGCCUAGAGAGUUGGAUUGCUCAGUCCUUGUAAUAUUCUGUCUCAAGCAAACCAGGGUUUCUUUUCUAUUGCAUUUUCUUGUGUAACCCUCACAUUUGUUUUGUAUUAGCAACAGUUAUAUACAGACAGGGUGUAUGAAUAUUAAUAUUAGCACUGGAUGACAUUCAUUCUCAUGUUUGAACUUUGAAAAAAUAGAAUAUUAAAUCAUAAGUCAUGACAUUAAAGAGAG
Molecule: messenger RNA, 1479 nt
Organism: Cuscuta epithymum
Lineage: Eukaryota; Viridiplantae; Streptophyta; Magnoliopsida; Solanales; Convolvulaceae
Source: the annotation of a GenBank genome assembly